Prorocentrum cordatum is the source of this 2544-nucleotide messenger RNA. Lineage: Eukaryota; Dinophyceae; Prorocentrales; Prorocentraceae. The record is from the annotation of a GenBank genome assembly.
CGGCCUGUUCGAGCAGCCCGUUGCGUGAUUGUUCGUGCUAGCCCUCCACCCCAGAUCCCAGUCGGUCUCGCGCAGAUGGGUGCCAAGGCCGCCAAGGCGUCCCGCUUGCGGGAGUCCUUCGCCAGCGCCGACGUGCCACCGAGUGCCUUCGCCGAGGGUCGAGGCGCUGCGAUCCCCGCGGGCGUCUCCCUGGACGAGCAGCCGGGCGCCCGCGCUGCCCCCGCCGAGCCCAAGACGCCGAGGCAGAACCGACUCAAAGAGGAGGCCCUCGCUGACUUCGACCGGGUGCUGCGCGUGCUCCGCAAGGACAGCCUCGGCAGGGAGGACUUCGUCGAGCUCCUCUCCGUGAGCUUCGGCUGGUCUGGCGACGGUGGCGCUGUUUUCGACGAGCUGUGCCGCGCGGUGUCCAGGGCCGCGCCAUCCAGUGCGCCAGUGGAGCGCUUGGAACUGGUUGGCAUGAAGGCGCUCUACAACUCGGACGCCUACGCCAGCGUCGAGGACCCGAAUCGCUGCAGCGAUCAGCUCAUCGGUGCUAUCGGGUGGCUCUUCGACAAGUACAAGGAAGAGGACGAGGACCACCUGACCCUCGAGGAGUUUGGCGGCCUCGUGGAUCACCUGCUGGGAGGCAGGAGUCUGUUCGAAGCACCCCAGCGCCCCGACAAGGGUUCCCUGAUGGGUUCCGUCAUCACGGAUCAGGUAUGGCGAAUAUCUUCAAUAAGGAGGACAUCGCGGCGAUCGCAAUCCUCGCGGCAAUCGUCUAUCUCCGCCAUCCACCGCAUCCACCACAAACCUAGCCUGCACCGAGCAACGACCAUGGAGAAGGCCUUGGAGGUGGAGCUGCGCAAGAGCUCGAAACACAUGGCUCCCUCAUUCAUCGCGCCCUCGACGGAGGAACUGCAGACCCUGUUCGACGCGGUGGCCGACGGUCCGGGCGGCUUGAUUUCGAAGGAGCAGCUGUUCGAGGCAUUGCUUCCCACCGCGGUCUCGGACGAGGAGGUUGUGCCGGGCAUCCAGGUGAGGGACUUGGACCCCGCGCAUACCAGCGCGGAGCACUUCGUCACAGUGCUCGAGGCUUGGUCUCUCAACCACCCUGCUCUCAAUCACCACCUGCUGCGCUCCAUGUCCGUGGGCGCGUUUGGCAACGAGACGCUCGCGACCGUGGGCCACUUCAUGAAGGCUUACAGCUACUACGCCCGCAGUUUCACCAAGUUUCUCGGAGCCACCGCCUCGCUGCUCGACGACAUCGAUCCCGGGCACGCCAGGGUCCUCUCGGAGAAUGCGGAGGAAGAGGCGGGACACUACGACCAGGUCACCAUCCAGGAGAUGCACAAUUUGGGCCUGGACACCGAGAGGCUGGUGAACGUCGCUCACAAGGAUGUGUACCAGAGGACGAUGAACAACAUCAUCGAGAGGGCGGACCUGGAGUGCUGGCCCGACGACGUCUACUCUGACAUCGCCGAUCCGAUCUGCGCGGCUUUUGAGUGGUGCUGCACGGAUUUGGGGUGCUCUGUGCAGACCGCCCUGUCGGCAAUGUACUUCGGGAGCGAGCUGGUCACGCCCACGAACUACAGAAAGAUCAGCGCUCGCGUCCUCGACGACGGUCGCCUGACGAAGGACGAUGUCGCUUUUUUCCCGCUGCAUAUCGACAUGGACGCCGACCACGCCGACCACAUGCGUCCCGUCGUCAUCAGCCUGGCGAAGACCCACUGCGAGCGUGUCAGUAUGCUGGAGGCCGUCAGCAAAGUCAUGGAUGCGCGCGUGCAGUUCCUCGACAAGCUUGUCGAGAAGCUCGCAAAGAGCACCGGGCACGGCACCCAGGGGAGCGGACUGUUGUACGACAAGCAGGCCACGAGCUGGGCGCGCAAGGAGCCGACGUGCCUCAGCGACUUUACCGGCCGCCCUGUGGUUUUUGACUUCUGCCGCCCGCAUGCCACAGGGUCCUUGGUGCUGGACAUCGGCUGUGGAGAGGGCUACGUGUCGCGUUCGCUCUUGCAGAUGGGCGCGGCCGCGACCGUGGGCAUGGACAUCAGCGCUGGGAUGGUGGAGGCCGCGCAGCGCCAGGCUGGCAACAACGAGGUGUAUUUCCAGGGUGACGCCACGGGACUGGAGGAGGCCCUCCGGGCGCGCUGGUUUGAAGUGAAGAUCAUGCGAGAUGCGGCUUCAAGUUUGGGCAGUUUUGACCUUGCCGUGGCUGUCUUUGUGUUCAACUAUACGACGAAGACUGAUAUGGUCAAGAUCUGCCAGCAGACCGCGAGGGCGCUCAAGCCGGGGGGGCACUUCGUCUUCAGCGUGCCCCAUCCCUUCAUGCUCCAAGCCCACGGCAAGGAGAGCACGGGAUGUGUGUUUUCCUUCGACACGUCCGGGGUCAGCGGCGACCGAUACUUUUCGCUUCGCGAUACCAAGUUUGCAGGCGUCAUCAAAACCAUCACAGGUAGCGAGCUGAAGGUGAAGAUGACAUUCCACACGCUCCAGGCACGGUGGCGGAUUUCGACGCACUCAACGAGGCGGGUUUGGAGUUUUUGGCAAUGGAGGAGGCUUGCGUGA